GAAAACACGCCAGAAAAUUCCCAAUACCAAACAGCGGGGAAUUACUUUACUUCGCGACCAGGUUUUAUUUCUUUGUAAAAGAAUCUAACGCUGCCAACUUUCCCCACUUCAGCUUUUGCUUUCCAUUCCUUUUCCCCUCUUCUUCCUCCAUGCCUGACGGCGAGUCCGGUGACGUUACUCUCUCCGCCGCCGCCGUCGCUGGUGACGGUGGUUCCGCCAUUCACCGUGCUUCUACUUCUUCCUCGCCGGUGGCUGCAAUGGUCGAAGUGGGUACUUACCCGGAUGAUCCAUCACUGAACAUGGAGAAAGAUCCCAGAAGAAAAGCAAGAAGGUAUCAGAUCGAGCUGUGCAAGAAAGCGACCGAGGAAAACAUUGUCGUGUAUUUGGGUACGGGUUGUGGGAAGACCCAUAUCGCGGUUCUGCUUAUAUAUGAGCUUGGUCACCUGAUUCGUAGCCCUGAAAAAAGCGUAUGUAUAUUUCUUGCUCCUACCGUGGCGUUGGUGCAACAGCAAGCCCGGGUCAUAGCAGAGUCAAUAGACUUCAAUGUUGGGAUUCAUUGUGGUGGAACCAAGCAUCUGAAGACCCAUUCUGACUGGGAGAAAGAGAUUUCAGACAAGGAGGUUCUUGUAAUGACGCCUCAAAUACUUCUGCAUAAUUUACAACACUGUUUCAUCAGGAUGGACCACAUUUCCCUUUUAGUUUUUGAUGAGUGUCACCAUGCUCAAGUCAAAAGCAACCAUCCCUAUGCACAAAUCAUGAAGGUGUUCUAUGAAACAAAUGGUUCAAAGCUUCCUCGUAUAUUUGGAAUGACUGCCUCUCCAGUGGUAGGCAAAGGAGCUUUUCAGCAAGAGAAUUUAGCAAAAAGCAUAAACAGCCUUGAAAUUAUGCUCAAUGCCAAGGUUUGUUCAGUGGAAAACAAUGAUGAACUGGAAAGUUUUGUAGCAUCUCCUAUGGUCAAAGUAUAUUAUUAUGGCUCAGCUUUGAAUGAUACAUCUUGCUCAAACCUGGUAUACCAAUAUAAGCUAGAGGAAAUCAAACAGGAGGUCUUUGCAUCACUGAAAACAAAGACAGAUAACAAUCUCAGUCAUAAGAGCCUCCUGAACAUGAAAAAGCUUCUCAAGAGAACGCAUGAUAAUAUCAUUAAUGUUUUGGAGAAUCUUGGCCUCUGGGGAGCACUUCAGGCUACUAGAAUUCUACUGAAUGGCGAUCAAAGUGUGAGAGGGGAGCUAUUGAGAGAGGAUGAAAAGUCCAACGAUUAUUCUCUGUGUAAUAUGUACCUUCCUCUAGCUGCGAGAGCCCUCUCUUCUGAUUUUGACGAGGAUGAGAUUGCAUCCAAAGUAUCCAGCGUAGAAUUUUUACAGGAUCCAUUUUUCUCUGGAAAGCUUCAAAGGUUGAUUGGAAUACUUUCCACAUACAGGUCACAGCCAAACAUGAAGUGCAUAAUAUUUGUCAAACGGAUUGUGAUCGCAAGAACUUUGGCCUACAUACUAAAGAACAUGAAAUUCCUAAAUUCUUGGAAGUCCGAUUUCCUUGUUGGAGUCAACUGUGGACUGAAAAGCAUCUCAAGAAUGGGCUUGAAUGCAAUACUCGAAAGGUUCCGAUCUGGAGAGCUGAAUCUUUUGGUCGCUACUCAAGUUGGUGAAGAAGGUCUUGAUAUUCAGACAUGUUGUCUUGUGAUACGUUUCGAUCUUCCAGAAACCGUUGCCAGCCUCAUUCAAUCAAGAGGCCGUGCUCGGAUGCCUCAGUCUGAAUAUGCAUUUCUAGUGAACAGGGCCAACAAAAAAGAAUUGGAUUUAAUUAAAAAUUUUAAAAUAGAAGAAGAGCGAAUGAAUGUGGAAAUUUCUGCCAGAACGUCAAAAGAUACAUUUCCUAGUAUUGAUGAGCGGAUCUACAGAGUUGAUCAAACUGGGGCUUCAGUCACUGCUGGAUCUAGCAUUUCCCUGUUACAUCAUUACUGUUCCAGGCUUCCACAUGAUGAAUUUUUUCAGCCCAAGCCAGAGUUCUUUUUCAUCGAUGAUUUAAGUGGAACCAUCUGUCACAUAGUUUUACCUUCCAAUGCUCCUUUACGCAAGAUUGUCAGUUCGCUGCAACCUUCUAGUGAAGCUGCUAAGAAGGAUGCUUGUCUGAAGGCAGUGGAAGAAUUGCACAAACUGGGCGUACUUAACACCUUUCUCUUGCCACAGUCGAAUGAUGAGAUUGCGGAAGAAUCUAUAGAUGAUGAAUCUGAUUCUGAUAGUAGUGAAGGUGAAGAAAGUUCUCGAGAUGGACUGUAUGAGAUGCUGGUUCCUACCUUGCUUAAACAACAAUGGGAUAAAUCAAUGGAUUGUGUCAACCUUCAUUCAUACUAUAUAAAGUUUGUGCCUGUUCCUGAGGAUAGAGUCUACAGAAAUUUUGGUCUCUUCCUGAAAUCGCCUCUCCCUGUGGAGGGUGAGAGAAUGGAAAUUGAUCUUCACCUUGCUCAUCGUAGAUCUGUGUAUGUGAAUCUUCUCGCAGCAUGAAUCACUGAGUUCAACGGCAAUGAGAUAAGGCUAGCGGAGCUUUUCCAGGAGGUUGCCCUAAAGGCUAUUCUUGAACGACGAGAGCUCAUUCCUGAGUUUGUUCCACUGGGAAUGCAGGAUUCCUCUGUAACAAGUAUCUGUACCUUCUACCUUCUGCUUCCGGUUCAUGUGCAUGACACUAAAGGCGGUAUAACUGUAGAUUGGGAAACUCUCAGAAAAUUUAUGUCAUCUCCAAUCUUCAAGGCUCCAUCUGAUCUUGUUGAAGGUGUAGUUCCUCCAACGGGCUUUCACUUAAAUCUUGCAAAUGGUUUUUGGAGCAUUGGUAAUGUGAAGAACAGCCUGGUUUUUGCCACACACAACAAACAUUUUUACUUUGUUGUUGAUGUUUGCCAUAAAAAAAAUCUCAGUCAGUUUAAGGAAUCAAGCUCCCAAAGCCAUGUGGAGAGGGUGCAUAAAACGUAUGACAUAGAACUCAAGCACCCCAACCAACCUCUCCUACUUGUGAAACCAGUUUUCCAUUUGCGGAACUUGCUGAACAAUCGGAACCUGAGCAAUUUAGAACCACAGGAACUUGAGGAAUACUUCAUCGAGCUUCCUCCUGAGCUUUGUCAAUUAAAGAUAAAAGGAUUUUCUAAAGAAAUUGGAAGUUCGUUGUCCUUGCUACCAUCUCUCAUGCAUCGCCUCGAGAAUUUACUUGUAGCAAUUGAACUGAGGGAUAUGCUUUCUGCUUCAAUCCCUGAAGCUGCUGAAGUUUCUGGUCACAGAGUGCUUGAGGCACUUACGACCGAGAAGUGCCAGGAGCGGUUUUCUCUUGAAAGGCUUGAGGUGCUCGGUGAUGCAUUCCUGAAAUUUGCUGUCAGUCGCCGCCUUUUCUUACUCUAUCAUAACCUCGACGAGGGAGAACUAACUCGGAGACGUUCUAAUAUUGUUAACAAUUCCAACUUGUUCAGCCUUGCAAUCAGGAGCAAUCUGCAGGUUUACAUACGUGACCAAACUUUCAAUCCUGGUCAGUUCUUUGCUUUGGGCCAUCCAUGCAAAGUAACCUGUGAAGAGGGAGCUGCAAAAGAAAUUAAUUCUCUGCAUGGAACUCCAGCCUGUUGUUCUAAUGCAAUCCGAUGCAGCAAAGGCCAUCAUUGGUUGCACAAGAAAACGAUAGCAGAUGUGGUUGAGGCUCUUAUUGGAGCAUUCAUAGUUGACAGUGGCUUCAAAGGUGCAACUGCAUUUCUUAGAUGGAUAGGGAUAGAUGUUGGUUUUGAACCCUCGAAAGUACGAGAUGCUUGCAUUGGUAGCAAUAUCUACAUGCCGCUUACUUCUCACAUCGAUUUGGCUGCCCUUGAGGACAUUCUUGGUUAUAAGUUUUUCAACAAAGGUCUUCUUCUACAAGCCUUUGUCCAUCCUUCUUACAACAGGCAUGGGGGAGGUUGCUACCAGAGAUUGGAGUUUCUCGGCGAUGCUGUUCUGGACUACUUAAUCACGUCCUAUUUUUUCACAGUCUAUCCAAAUCUGAAACCUGGUCAACUGACAGAUUUGCGGUCGCUCUCUGUAAAUAAUAAGGCAUUUGCUAAUGUUGCCAUCAGUCUUUCCCUUGACAGAUUUCUUUUGUGUGACUCUGUUUUUCUCCGUGAAGCUAUAAAAGAUUAUACUGAUUUCUUGGCUGUAUCACCACCUGAAAGUGGACUAUCUGAAGUUCCUAAAUGUCCAAAGGUUCUCGGUGACUUGAUCGAAUCUUAUUUUGGGGCUAUGCUUGUAGACUCAGGGUUCAACUUGAACAAUGUUUGGAAAACGAUGCUAUUGUUUCUAGAUCCAGUGAAAAACACGUCGAAUGUGCAACUUAGUCCUGUUAGGGAGCUGCUUGAACUUAGCCAGUCUCUGAAGUGGAAUCAGGAAAUUUCAAAGAAAAAGGUGGAUGGUGCUUAUUCUGUUGAAGUAAAACUGACUAAGGAGGAUUCCUGUCUUAAUGUUUCCGCAACUGGUCGAAGCAAAAGAGAGAGCACAAGGAAGGCUGCAGAGAUGAUGAUUAAGGAGCUUAAGGCUCAUAUCUGCAUAACAAUAACUAACCCAUUGGAGAAAGUUUUAAAGGAUAGCAGCAGAAUGGAAGCUAAAUUGAUUGGCUACAAUGAAGAACCUGUAGAUGUUACAGAUCUUGAUGGCAUUGGCUACAAUGAAGAAUCUGUAGAUGUUACAGAUCUUGAUGGCAUAGACUUUGGACUGCUGAAUUUGGAAGACUCGUUUCACAAUGAUUCCGGGACUGAUUGUAGGGUUGUUGAAGCAAGUUCCUCAUGCAGCGUUGAGCCAAUUAUCAGUGGGCUUUUAUCAGAAACACGAGAAUGGCUUUCUAAGCAGGCAAACGGAGAAGCAAUUUUUCCGACAAUUUCAGAUAUGAAAGGUGGAUUAAACAACAAAACAGCAAGAUCCCGCUUAUAUGAAACGUGUGUUGCCAAUUGCUGGAAACCACCAGAUUUCCAAUGUUGUGAGGAAGAAGGACCAGACCAUAUAAAAUCAUUCACUUAUAAGGUUAUCAUCAAAGUAGCAGAUUCCUCGGGUCUGACCCUGGAGUGCUAUGGUGCGGCCAAACCAACCAAGAAAGGUGCGGCAGAACAUGCUGCUGAUGCGGCAUUAUGGUACCUUUUACAUGCUGGAUACCUUCACUAAUCUCUGGUUACUAUAUGUUGGGCCAAGUAACAUAGGAGGUGGAGGAGUUUUGCUUAUAUAACUCUUGUAUUGGAAUUACAUUUUGCUGUGAUGAUGUGACCGUGCUUUUACUAUAGAAAUGUAGAGCUUUAGCAUAGUAUUAUACAGUCAUAUGAACCAGGUGUUACAGUAACAGAGAAAAUUCAAGCGGGUUACUUUUUACGUAGUUAGGCGAUAUUUUCAGUCCAACGGGAAAAACAUAUUCUCAUUUUAGCUCUCUUACAAUUUUAAUUUGAUGAAUAUAUAAAAAAAAAAAA
Tarenaya hassleriana is the source of this 5446-nucleotide messenger RNA. RefSeq names its product dicer-like protein 4. The record is from RefSeq and is a predicted model, not a curated record. NCBI's taxonomy places the organism in Eukaryota, Viridiplantae, Streptophyta, Magnoliopsida, Brassicales, Cleomaceae. Gene Ontology annotation, biological process: siRNA processing. Gene Ontology annotation, cellular component: cytoplasm; nucleus. Gene Ontology annotation, molecular function: protein binding; RNA binding; ATP binding.